This is a messenger RNA of Carlito syrichta (Philippine tarsier), 1323 nucleotides long. RefSeq names its product protein crumbs homolog 1-like. Gene Ontology annotation, cellular component: protein-containing complex; plasma membrane. Gene Ontology annotation, molecular function: calcium ion binding. Bases 73 to 1323 code for a protein of 416 amino acids. Gene Ontology annotation, biological process: establishment or maintenance of epithelial cell apical/basal polarity; heterophilic cell-cell adhesion. NCBI's taxonomy places the organism in Eukaryota, Metazoa, Chordata, Mammalia, Primates, Tarsiidae. The transcript is spliced from 5 exons. The record is from RefSeq and is a predicted model, not a curated record.
UAGGGAUCAGGAGCCGGACGACGGGGACCAGACCACCAGCACUGCAUCAGAGGAUGCUCUCUAAGUAAGACCAUGGCGCUUAAGAACAUUAACUACCUUCUCAUCUUCUACCUCAGUUUCUCAACGCUUAUCUACAUAAAAAAUUCCGUUUGCAAUAAAAACGACACCAGGUGCCUCUCAAAUUCUUGCCAAAACAAUUCUACAUGCAAGGGUUUUUCAAAAGAUAAUGAUUGUCAUUGUUCAGACACAGCCAAUAAUUUUGAUAAAGACUGUGACAAUGUGGCAAACCCUUGUUUCUCCAAUCCCUGUCAAAAGAGUGCCACUUGUGUGAACACCCCAGGAGAAAGGAGCUUUCUAUGCAAAUGUCCUCCUGGGUAUACUGGGACAACCUGUGAAACUACCAUUGAGUCCUGUGGUCUGAACUCCUGCCAACAUGGAGGCAUUUGCCUGCAGGACCCUGUUCACCCUAUCUGCAUCUGCCCUGCUGGAUUUGCCGGAAGAUUCUGCCAGAUAAAUCACGAUGACUGCGCUUCCAGUCCUUGCCACAAUGGAGCUGUGUGCCAGGAUGGAAUCGAUGGCUAUUCCUGCUUCUGUGUUCCGGGAUAUCAAGGCAAGCACUGUGACUUGGAAGUGGAUGAAUGUGUUUCAGAUCCCUGCAAGAACGGGGCUACCUGCCUCAAUGAGAUAGGAAGAUACACUUGUAUGUGUCCCCACGAUUAUUCUGGUGUAACCUGUGAAAUGGAAAUCGAUGAAUGUUGGUCCCAGCCCUGUUUAAAUGGUGCAACUUGUCAGGAUACCUUGGGGGCUUAUAUCUGUGACUGUGCCUCUGGAUUCCUAGGGGAUCACUGUGAGCUCAACAUUGAUGAAUGUGCCAGUCAGCCUUGUCUCCACGGAGGGCUGUGUGUGGACGGAGAAAACAGAUAUAGCUGUAACUGCACGGGUAGUGGAUUCACAGGGACACACUGUGAAAUCUUGAUGCCUCUUUGUUGGUCAAAACCUUGUCACAAUAAUGCUACAUGUGAGGAUAGUGUUGACAAUUACACUUGUCACUGCUGGCCUGGAUACACAGGUGUCCAGUGUGAGAUCGACAUCAAUGAAUGCAAUAGUAACCCCUGCCAGUCUAAUGGGGAAUGUGUGGAGCUGUCCUCAGAGAAACAACAUGGACGCCUUGCUGGGCUGCCUUCCUCAUUCAGCUACCAUGAAGCCUCAGGUUAUGUUUGUAUCUGUCAGCCUGGAUUCACAGGUGAGGCCAAGGAAACAGGAAAUGACUUAACUUUCUGGUAUUUUAUGGCAGAUCAUGAAUCUAACCAAAUGGUAUAUUAG